Molecule: messenger RNA, 1389 nt
Organism: Monomorium pharaonis (pharaoh ant)
Lineage: Eukaryota; Metazoa; Arthropoda; Insecta; Hymenoptera; Formicidae
Exons: 4
Coding region: 503-1033 (176 amino acids)
Source: RefSeq, a predicted model, not a curated record
AAUAAAGUUAUAUCAUGUAAUCACAUUCAAUAAGAAUCUUGGUUAAAUAAAUGUAAUUGUAAUCUGAUAAUAAUGUAAUCCGAUUUUUUCCUGAUAAAGACCUUGAUUAAGUUUUUGGUAAAGACUACGUUAUCAAAUCUUUCAGGUCCUGAUUGAAUACACCUAAUUAUUAAAUAAGGCUUACAUCACCAGUUCUUAAUCAGUCCCUAAUCCAUAUUAUUUCUACUCGGGAAGUAUGAUACAUACUAAACUUUAAUUAUUAUAUAUCAAUGAGUAAUAAGUCGCCUAACGGUCUAUAUCGAAUCUUAGUUAUAGAUAUAAUUUUAUUUUUGGUAAUUACUACAUCGCUCAGUAAUCAGGAUCAUAUGUUUCUUCAUUAUUCAAUUAAUUAUUAAAAUUAGAUCAGCGUAAACCAACAAUUACACACAGAAAAAAAUAAUAUAUUUAACGAAAUGUUCUUCGAUUUAAUUUACAAUAUAAAUUCUCCGUUUUUAAUAAGCAAAUGACGGCAGAUAUCUGGAGUAGUCACAGUCGUCGAUUCAUUGGUGUGACUGUUUAUUGGAUUACAUUGAAGCAUACGGAGAAUAGAAUCAAAAUGAAUAUCAGUCUGUGGAAACAGUGUUCUUUUGAAGGAAUUGUUUCUCCAUUAUUGCCUCCUCAUCAAAGAUGUGCCAGCCACACUUUACAUUUAGUUGCAACAAUUGAUAUCUUAAGUGAUAUCAAUUUAAUGGAAAAUAUUAAUUUGCUGUACAAUGAUGUUAUCAAUAAAUGUACCUGUUUGUGGAACUUGACAAGAUCUCCAAAAAAGCAUGAGAUCAUGUUCGAAGCUUUGAGAGAAGCACUAAACCGACCCAUUGCUACGCGGUGGACGUUGUUUAACUGUUUGAAACAACUCAUAAAGUUCAAAGAUAAACCUUGGAUCUUGUCUGUUCAACUGGAUAUUGCAGAUUCUUUCACAACGAGCGAUUUUAUAUUUAUAGAAGAGUACAUCAAAUGCACUGAACCAAUUGCAGAAGCACUUGAUAUUCUUUAGGAUUUUCGAAUUUGUUUAAUAUUGUCGAGGAAGGAAAGCAAGCAGCUGUAACGGCGGCAACUCAUUAGAAAUUCAAAAUGAGAUGGUUAUUGAAGUGCCUGUGUGAAACGGCUCGAGACAAUGCAAUGGUCGCCAUAAAAAAUGGACUAGGGGCAUGUUACAAUCAUUCAGUACAAAAUGUCACAGAGAUGGACAUAAGUAAUGAUGGAUUCGAUUUUGAUAACAAGGAUGGACAAUACUUUGAAUCGUAAAUGUAUAACCAGUUUUUCACAAUAAAGCCUCGAAUUUCGAAAAAAAAAAACGGCGGAAGCGAAGUUGUACACCAUACAAUUUGCUUAAUAUAAAUAAUAUUUAUU